CUUAAUUUCACUUUACCUUCCGACCAUAAUUUGUACCGGUAUGUUUUCCCUUGCGUGUAGUUUUUUGUGCUUUUACGCACUAAACUGUGCGCAUUUUGCGCUCGGCCAAGAGGACACUGGAACCCGGUACCUGUGCCGAGCUAUACCUAUCAACACCGACACCAGUUGCCCAGUGACUAUUUUGCCCGAAGUGAGUACAGCAGGCCAGGAAGAGGAGCUAAGGAACACUGUCAUGCAGCUUCGGGAGACAAUUCAACAACAGAAAGAGACGAUAGUCAACCAACUCGGCACCAUCAAUGAGUUGACCACCAAGCUCUCUCUUUGUGAGUCGUCGGCUUCUGCAGGAGGCAAGUUCGACACGGGGUCUUGGAGUAAGGACAACCAGAAUACGAUGGGUGACGUCCCAAGAGACCCCAACGACACAAUCGACGCCUUGGGGAAGACCAUGCAGAGUUUAAAGGAUAGGCUGGAGAAUCUGGAGCAACAGCAGAUGAGAGCCAACUCGUCUGGGACAACGUUCCCCAGCGAGCUACGUGACCUGCUGCAGCGUCGCCUGGGCGACCUGGAGAAGCAGCUGCUCCAGAAGGUGAGCAGUCUGGAGGAGGAGAAGUACCUGCUCUACAACGAGACCACAGCCCACCGCCAGAGGACAGAGAGCACUCUAAACUCUCUCCUGGAGAGGAUCAAUGAGCUGGAGAAAGGACCUGGGGAUUUCAAGUCCCCGGAGCAGUUCAAGCUGUCCCUGCCUCUGCGUACCAACUACCUGUACGGACGCAUCACUAAGAGCAUGCCUGAGAUGUAUGCCUUCACGCUCUGCAUGUGGCUCAAGUCCAGCGCCAGCCCUGGCAUUGGAACGCCCUUCUCCUAUGGGGUACCAGGACAGGCGAAUGAGAUUGUGCUCAUUGAGUGGGGCAACAACCCCAUUGAGCUGCUCAUCAAUGACAAGGUGGCCCAGCUGCCCCUGUCUGUGCGUGACGGGAGGUGGCACCACAUCUGCAUCACCUGGACCACUAGGGACGGCCUGUGGGAGGCCUACCAGGACGGGCAGAAGCUGGGUGCUGGAGACAACCUGGCCCCCUGGCACCCCAUCAAGCCUGGGGGGGCCAUCAUCUUGGGCCAGGAACAGGAUGUAGUAGGUGGACGCUUCGACGCCACGCAGGCCUUUGUGGGGGAGCUGAGCCAGGUCAACAUCUGGGACCGUGUCCUGAAGUCUGUGGAGAUCCAGAACAUGGCCAACUGCUCCUCCUACACCCCUGGGAACGUGGUGUCCUGGCUGGACUCCAAUGUGGAGGUGUUUGGGCGUGGAGCCUCCAAGAUCCCCCUGGAGCUGUGUCAGGACCGGCUGCCUGAGUCCUAG
Messenger RNA from Hypomesus transpacificus, 1357 nucleotides. RefSeq names its product neuronal pentraxin IIb (gene nptx2b). The transcript is spliced from 5 exons. NCBI's taxonomy places the organism in Eukaryota, Metazoa, Chordata, Actinopteri, Osmeriformes, Osmeridae. The record is from RefSeq and is a predicted model, not a curated record. The coding region runs from base 41 to 1357 and encodes 438 amino acids.